AUGGGAAAUGAUCGCGAUAUUGCCUACGGUGGCUGCACCCUGUCUAUCGCAGUCAACGCAGCAUUUCAAACCGUUUCCUCCGGCUAUCAUCUAUACUCAGUCCUAGGCAAUUAUCUUGGUCCCGCAUUGACCAAUCGAAAAUUGCACUGCACGGUUCGACGUGUUCGAGACACGAGGACAUUUGCAACUCGACAGGUGGACAUCACUCAAGAAUACGAGAAUAAUACCCAACGGCCAUGCCUUACCAUAAUUGCAGACUUCCAAGUGCAAGAGCGAGGGUCCAUGCUGACCUACUCUUCGCCCCCGGUAGCGAAAUACUCGGAUAUCGAUUCAAGCCCUACAAGACAGAACAAUUGCGAAGCAUUUCUGCGGACCGGAGAUGUAUCGUCAGAGAUGCUUCAGAGGCAUGACACCCUCUUUGGCCUCAUGUCACGCUUCUUUGAACAAAAGCCGAUACCUGACGGUGUGACGAACCAGACACUCCACGGAAUUGGAAAACAUCUGAGAACAACUCAAGACCACCUGAGUCUCACGUCCAAGACAUCUGCGGAAUGGAUGCGGAGCAAAUCCCACAUUGAAACCGAAUCGCAGCAGCUCAGUGCCCUUGCCUUCUACAUGGAUGAAGCGCUUGCAUUUUUACCUCUUACCCAUAGUCAUCUAUUUUUUGAGGAUGCUUCAGCUUGCGCUAGCCUGGAUAUCGCUCUGCGCUUGUUCUCAAAUAAAAUUGAUCUAAACGAAUGGCUGUUAAAGGAAAUGAAGACGAUCAGUGGGGGAGAGGGAAGGACCUAUAGCGAGGCGCGAUUAUGGGAUCAGAAUGGUAAUCUAGUCGCGUGUAUGACGCAACAAAAUAUCCUUCGACCCCACAAGCUAUAA
Penicillium longicatenatum is the source of this 873-nucleotide messenger RNA. Its product is annotated as thioesterase family protein. Gene Ontology annotation, molecular function: fatty acyl-CoA hydrolase activity. Gene Ontology annotation, cellular component: peroxisomal matrix. Bases 1 to 873 code for a protein of 290 amino acids. Gene Ontology annotation, biological process: acyl-CoA metabolic process; fatty acid catabolic process. The record is from RefSeq and is a predicted model, not a curated record. NCBI's taxonomy places the organism in Eukaryota, Fungi, Ascomycota, Eurotiomycetes, Eurotiales, Aspergillaceae. The transcript has a single exon.